Saccostrea cuccullata (small rock oyster) is the source of this 3325-nucleotide messenger RNA. Its product is annotated as fibropellin-1-like. The transcript is spliced from 19 exons. Bases 107 to 2641 code for a protein of 844 amino acids. Lineage: Eukaryota; Metazoa; Mollusca; Bivalvia; Ostreida; Ostreidae. Gene Ontology annotation, molecular function: calcium ion binding. The record is from RefSeq and is a predicted model, not a curated record.
CCACACAAAUUGCUUUUUGGAGACCAUGUAAUUAGACUGAAAUACCAGAUAUGCAACUGUGAUUAAAACAGAAUAAUCGAACUCAUUAUAAAACGAGGAUAAUGGAAUGUGCUAUGAAUACCAUAUGAUUAAGAUCAUGAUAUUUUUAUAUAAGUGUUCAGUCCUUGUUUUGCUUGCUGUACCAUUUGUGAAGUCAAACCAUAAUAAAUUCCGUGGCGGUCUGUUAUCCUGGAAAGCCAUUAAUGAAACACAGAUAACAAUACAUCACCGUCUGUCGUUUGUGUAUAAUGACAGUUGUCCGAAUAGGAACUCGAGUGCCAGCAUUGGUUGUUUCCCAGGAGGUGGCUGUAAUGAUAGUACAACAAUGAUAGGGGUGUGUAAAGAGUCUAAUUCCAUUGAAAACUGGGCGGAUAGUGAAGGCGACACCAAUUUUACAAUCACAAACUCAACAUCAACAAAUCUUUAUUCCAUUGGAUAUUCGGGUUUUGCUUGGAUUUUAUUAGCAUAUUCUGCAAACUCAUGGAGCUUACGAAUGACAGUAGACGUCUCCACAAGAACCGACAACGGAAGAAUCAACCAGUCUCCUGUUUCAGCAAUGGCCUCAUCAAUCAUUGUUGGUAAUUCGUGCAAUGGCGAGCAAAUAAUAAUACCAGUGGCGGAUUACGACGGAGACAACGUUCGGUGUCGUCUCCCCGCAACAACAGAAGAGUGUGGAGAUAUUUGUAACAAAACAAGCAUUCUUGCCGGGAUUUUUGAAACACUGUGUGAAUUAUAUAUAGUUGACUGGGCAUCAGAUGGAAUUUAUGCCAUGGCGAUACAAAUAGAAGAUUUUCAAAACUCUACUUCAACUACUCCCCUGAGUAGCAUUCCUUUACAAUUCAUUAUAACAGUAACUUCUGAUGGUGCCUGUUAUUAUUCACCAAAUUUUAUCUCCCCUACACCUACAGAGGGAACUGUCAUACAAGUUCACAAUGGCUCAUUACAGUUUAAAGCAAGAGCUAGGAUAUCUUUUUCACCUGAAAGUAUAUCUAGAUUUCAUAUUUUGUCACCACUUGAUUUUACAAUAUCUGCCAUCUCCUAUCCCGUGCUGUACGAAUAUGAGACAACUAUUUCAAAGACUGAUAUACUAGCUGAGGAAAUAGGAAUACAUGUCGUGUGUUUUUCAGCAGAAUCAAACUAUAGACGCUCCACUGGAUCCCGAUGUAUAACGGUGAAUAUUACAGAUAUUGAUGAAUGUGCCGAUAGUCCUUGUCAGAACAAUGGAACAUGUGCGGACCUCAUCAAUGGUUAUGAGUGUAGCUGUGCUCCUGGAUUGAAUGGAACCAAUUGCGAGGAGGAUAUUGAUGAAUGUGCUGAAAAUCCAUGUCAGAACAAUGGGACAUGCCUUGAUCUCAUCAAUGAUUACCAAUGUAACUGUGUUGCAGGAUUCAAUGACACGAAUUGUACAAGCAAUAUAGAUGAAUGUGCAGAAAAUCCUUGUCAAAACAAUGGAACGUGUGUCGACCUCAUCAAUGAUUACAACUGCAGUUGUGGGGCAGGAUUUAAUGGAACAGACUGUGAGGAGAAUAUUGAUGAAUGUGCUGAUAGUCCUUGUCAGAACAAUGGAACAUGUGCGGACCGCAUCAAUGCUUAUGAGUGUAGCUGUGCUCCUGGAUUUAAUGGAACCAAUUGCGAGGAAGAUAUUAAUGAAUGUGCUGAAAAUCCAUGUCAGAACAAUGGAACAUGCCUUGAUCUUAUCAAUGAUUACCAAUGUAACUGUGUUGCAGGAUUCAAUGACACGAAUUGUACAAACAAUAUAGAUGAAUGUGCAGAAAAUCCGUGUCAAAACAAUGGAACAUGUGUGGACCUCAUCAAUGAUUACAACUGCAGUUGUGAGGCAGGAUUUAAUGGACCAAACUGCGAGAAGAAUACUGAUGAAUGUGCUGAAAAUCCAUGUCAGAACAAUGGGACAUGCCUUGAUCUCAUCAAUGAUUACCAGUGUAACUGUGCUGCGGGAUUCGAUGACACUAAUUGUACAAAUAAAUCGAAUUUAAUGAAAUAUACGCUUGUCUUGAAUCUCGACGUAACAACAACAGAAAAUCUGAGCAUAGAAGAGGAUUAUAUCAAAGUAAAGAAUAAAUUAACUGAUGUUUACAGUAAACGAAUCGUUGGAUCAAAAGUCGUAAUAAAAAGCUUCAGGAAAGGAAGCUUAAUUGUUGACUUUGACCUCGUCAUACCAGACAGUCCAACAUCAAAAGUACUCGUCGUUGACACCGUGUACAAGCUUGUGAAUGGUAUGGUAUUUGUCAACUUCUCGGGAGAAAUAGUCAACGUUACCACUGCUUCAAUACAACACUCAACAUACGGCAAGAUUAUUAUAGCCAACUCAUCUGAUGGAUGUGCUGUUGUAAACUCACAAGGAGCAUGUGAUGUAGGAUAUAGUUGUCAAGAAUUUAUCAAUCACACAGUGGCUUGCAUUCCCAUUAUUAGUAAGUAUAAAUGUUUUCUUUGUUGUGAUUUAUGCAGUAAUGAUGCUGUGAUAAAUGCAAUAGUUAUACAAGUAUUUUAUCUUAAGUAUUCUAUAAAGGAAAAAAGACAAGUAUUACAAAGAAUUACAAAGUAUGCAAUUCAACUUUUAAUCACUUUAUUUUGUUCUUUUUAACUUGUGAUUAUUUUAUUUGAUCAUGUUUUUAAUUUCUAAACAUGAGUGAAAGGGAGUGUGAAUGUUUAUUUAUGUGUUAUUUGUUAACUACUGUUUGUUUAUUUCUGAAAUUCCAUGCAUGUAAUUAUAUGUUGAAUAAUAAGUUAUUGUUUAAUUAUUUCUUUUAUUUGUACAUGCAUAAUACUUAUAACGUUAACCAUGAUUUAAGUUAACAGGAAAUUAACAAUUUAUUUUCUUAUUUCAGAUUGUUCAUAGCAGAGAAGAAUAAGUGAUAAAUUCCCUAUCUUAUUAAUAUAAAUACAUGAAUAUUUAAUAUGCAGAAUCUUCACAUUCAUUUUGCGCUAUUUCAUCUCAAAAAUCCAUUUGAUAAAAAAAUGAUAUUUUGUUUACUUCAAUCCUUCACUUGCAUUUUUUAUUUUCACAGGAUUUGAAAUAGUGCCAGUGCAAGAAGAUAAUUGUUGGGCGAGUGUCGAUUGCUUAUUGAACUCUUAUUAUUCCAUAAAUGUUUACAAGUUCAUGCAAUAUAUAUCCUGAUUCCUGAUAAUUUAUAAAAUUUUAUUUUUUAUAGCAAAAAUCGUUCUUGUUAUUUUUCAUAAUAGUUUUUGCUACAACGAGUGCCUUUUGUGGAAGCCUGGUGGAAGGAUGAUUGCUUCGCGAUUGAAAAGUAAUUUGUGCGAUUUGUGU